This is a messenger RNA of Formica exsecta, 2897 nucleotides long. It is a transcript of the gene Rilpl, whose product is annotated as RILP-like protein homolog. The transcript is spliced from 6 exons. Gene Ontology annotation, biological process: cilium assembly. Gene Ontology annotation, cellular component: cytoplasm; ciliary basal body. The record is from RefSeq and is a predicted model, not a curated record. The coding region runs from base 548 to 1723 and encodes 391 amino acids. Lineage: Eukaryota; Metazoa; Arthropoda; Insecta; Hymenoptera; Formicidae. Gene Ontology annotation, molecular function: protein dimerization activity.
GCACACACGUAUGACGUAUAGACCGUGAAUAAUCUCAAUCAUCUGCUCCGCGCCUCCCAUGUAUGCGACCGGAAUUUAAACAUGACGUUCUGAAUAGAAUUUUGUUAUGAUAUCACCCAUCGGAACAUGUCGUACUUUCCGAGCUGGUGUUCAAUUUAAAAACGACGAGUGCACGAUGCAAACGUUCACCGCACGAUUGCGGAGCAAGCUGUUAUUUUGACAAUUAACGCCACACCUAAAUUACGCAAUUUAUUAUCAUAAACUCCAAGCGUAUUAUUCAUCCAAAGUAUAUUCUAAGAAGAAGCCUUCUUUCUCGAUAUCUUCUAGUGCGUGCAUGAAGAUUUCGUGUAGUUGGCUGUGAUGUUUGUAAUUUUAUUCUAUAUGUACACAAUUCCGUAAAGAUCACGAGCGUAAAAACGUUUGAAUCCAAGAUUUCGAUCUGUAAAAACGUGAAAUUUCUCUGACCAGAAAGAUCUCUAUGAGACUUCCUUUUUCCUAACAUUGAGCAGGUUUAUGCGUAAAGCGCGCUGCGACAAAAGUUGUAUUCAUGCCUUUUUGUCUGAGAAGUAACGCAGUUUGCAAAAUGGAAGAAUAUUCUGUUGCAUCUGACGUGUCAGUGGUCGACGUAUAUGACAUUGCGUCAGAGAUAGGAAAGGAAUGUGAAAAGCUUAUAGAUUUGUUUGGAGCACAGUCAGUGACUAAUCUUAUGCCAAAGGUAAUCAAUGCUUUAGAGUUACUUGAAAAUCUUGCUAUCAAGAAUGAACGUGAAAAUACUACGGUACAAGAGCUUAGCGCUAAGAUCUCUCAGCUUGAGAGCGACAAGAUUGGCAAAGCUGAGGAUAGACAACGAUUUGAAAAGGAACUGGAGCAAAUCGAAGAACAUUGGAGACAGGAGUCCCGUGACUUAGUAGCCAUGGUUACUAGAUUACAGGAAGAGAAUAGACGAUUAGCUGAAGCUCUGCAAGAAUCAAGUGAUAGUCAGUACAGCAGUAAACAAACAACUAUCACACCUAGUCAAGAAGUUGAUAUAGCAGUUCUGCAGCAUUUAAGAUCCAUGAUAGAUAAGCAGAGAGAUCAGAUCCGCGCUAGAGAUCGAGAAUUAUCGCAAAAGACUGCAGAAAUUGAAAAUUUGACUGCACAGGUAGAAAAGCUUACUGUAGUUGGACGGGAACUAAAACGUAAACAACGACAGGCGCAAAUGCAAGCCCGAGGUUUAGUAGAGGAGAGGGCCGACUUUUUAGCUCAGCUGCAGGAUCAGAACCGGGAACUUAUAAAUCUCCGGGGCCGACUUGGCAUGGCUAAAAAAGAAAACGAGGAUUUAACUAAAUUACAAGGCUGUCCUGAUUUAACGAAUAAAGCAAUUUAUGACUUGGACGAUCCUGAUAGACCCAGAUUUACGACUGCAGAGCUUAAAGAGAUUUUGCACGAACGAAAUGAAUUGAAAGCAAGAGUUUCAGAUCUCGAGGACGAACUAGAAUUGUACCGACCAAAACCUGAAAUUCCAGAGGAUGAUAAAGAUGCACCUGUGCAAGGACCACUUCCUUAUGAACCAGAUGAUGCACCCUGGAAGAAAUCCUCCGAAUCCGGAAUUCGUAAAUUCUUCCGAAAAAUAUUCUCGGAAUCUAGCAGCAGCUUUCUCGGAGGUAGUAGUCCCAGACGAAGUCUUUCUAGUCUUUCAAAGAUGGCCCUAUCUGGUAGCAGUACCUGUGAUACAUCUAUAUAAUGUUUUCUUAAAAAUACAUUGGAUAAUUUUAAAUAAUUGGAUCGAAUAACCAAGGAUGACGUUGCUUACAAACAUACUUUUCAUAUACAUUUUCAUUUUCAUUACACAUUUUAAUUGCUCGGUAUGCAUACAAUUUUAACAUAGAUAUAUGUGGAUCUUUAUAACAAAGAUAAUUGCAUUAUUAAGACCUAGUUCAUAGCUAAUAGAUAGAUGUGCAUGAAAUGAGCAACUGAAAAUUUAAGUAUAAACCUAUAACAAAAGAAAAGACCUGUAUGUAUAUAUUUGUACAGUUGCAUAAAAGGACAAUGUACAUUUAGCUACACGACCUUAGUAUAUUACAUAACUUUGCUCGUAUCCAACUUUUAUUUAUUUUUUAUUAUAUAUCUCCUUUUAGACAUGAAAUUUUAGAGAUUCAAUUUAUGUACAGGAUAUUUGUGAUGCAUGUAAAAAGGGUAAUGGCACAAAUAGAAAAGUACAUUCCUAAUUUCUUAUAAAAGUACUAAGCGCGUGUAGGUUUAAAUGUGUAUUGUAUGAUACCAAAGUAUUCAAUUAUUAUUUACUAAUGACUUUUUGAUUUAUGUUCUAUCUUUUGAUAAUUUACUUUAUUCUAUUGACAUGCGUUAUUAAUCCAUUGCAACUUUACGAUCAAAGUAACAAUUCUCUUAAGAAAAUAAUUCUCUUAAUAAUGUCUUUAAAUAAAUUCUAUCUUGACCACAGUUUUUAUACACUUUUUAUCUUAUUUGCUUUUUAAUAUAUUAUUUCGUACAUUUAAUGUAUCAAAAUGCAUUUGGUCAAAGCAGAUAAUGUUAAAUUUGUAUAUUGUUGCAUUUGUUUUUACAUUUUAUAUACUACUUAUAGCUAUAAGCAAUGACAUAUCUCUGUAUUCAAUUUUUCUAUUUUAUUUACGAUUCUUUGCGGACAAACGAUAUGGAAUCUAAUAUAUUUCAGAAUUUGUGCCACUUAUUAUUAAUAUAAAAAUAAAUAUGAGUUUAAUUUCCUUUUCAUGUUGCAAUUGUAAAUAUACUCAUAAAACAAAUCGUUUAGCUGUAUAAUCAUUUCAAUAUGUGAUACGUUCAUAUAGAAAUAUUAGUGUUAUUUUUCUUAAAUAUACAUGAUGAUAUAAUUAAAAAGUUAUUAACACACUUUUAUAUAUAGCAAACAUCACAAUAUCCAA